Messenger RNA from Orycteropus afer afer, 939 nucleotides. RefSeq names its product leucine rich repeat containing 3C (gene LRRC3C). The transcript is spliced from 2 exons. Gene Ontology annotation, molecular function: protein binding. Lineage: Eukaryota; Metazoa; Chordata; Mammalia; Tubulidentata; Orycteropodidae. Bases 1 to 939 code for a protein of 312 amino acids. Gene Ontology annotation, cellular component: plasma membrane. The record is from RefSeq and is a predicted model, not a curated record.
AUGGCUCAGGUAUCUGACACCUGGGGCCCGGAGUCACAUGCCAAGAAACCCAACACUCUUAGGCCCCAACCCCCAAGUUCCAGCAGCUACGACCAAGCAGGACUUCUGGAGGAGAUAGUGGGUCUCCAGAGCCGAGCAUCCUAUUCCACCCAAGGACUAUGCCAAGCUGUGGCCAUGCUCCCACCAGCCAGUCGCCUCCUGUCCCUCCUGCUGGUAACAGGCAUGAGAGGUGCUAUGCCCAGCCCCUGGACACCUCUCCAGGGCUGCUACGUGGCAGAGGAAGCUGGUGAGCGGACAUUCCGCUGCAGCCAGGCAGGCCUGAGUAUUGUGCCCACUGGUAUCCCCAACGACACCCGCAAGCUCUACCUGGAUGCCAACCAGCUGGCAUCAGUGCCAGCUGGUGCCUUCCAGCAGCUGCCUGUCCUAGAGGAGCUGGAUCUGUCCCAUAAUGCUCUUGCCCACCUCUCCAGGGCUGCUUUCCAGGGUCUGGAAGGCACGCUGCGUCACCUUGACCUCUCUACCAACCAGCUGGCCUCAGUGCCUGUGGAGGCCUUCAUGGGACUGCAGAUCCAAGUGAACCUGUCUGCCAAUCCAUGGCUCUGUGAUUGUUCACUCCAGGAGGUGCUCAAGAGGGUGCAGCUGGUGCCAGGCACUGGGACAGGCAUUGUGUGUGGCCCAGGAGCCCGACCAGAUCUCGUGGGGCAGGAGUUUCUGCCACUGGCAGGGGAGGAAGAGCUGUGUGGGACAGGGCGGGGUGGGGUCCACCGGCACAUUGACAUGGCCCUGCUGGUCACAAUGGGGGGCUGGCUGGCACUGGUGGUGGGUUAUCUGGUCCACUAUGUGUGGCAGAACCGAGAUGAGAACCGACGACCCCUCAAGCGGGCUCCAGUGCUGCCCGUGCACUCCGAGGGCUCCUCCACUCUCAGCACAGUUGUCUGA